Molecule: messenger RNA, 1575 nt
Organism: Pyrenophora tritici-repentis Pt-1C-BFP
Lineage: Eukaryota; Fungi; Ascomycota; Dothideomycetes; Pleosporales; Pleosporaceae
Source: RefSeq, a predicted model, not a curated record
AUGCAUUCCAAGCGUAAACUUGCAGCACAGUCCAAAGCAAAGGCGUUGAGGGAGCUGCAGCUUGUCGUCUUGGGUGUCCAGAGUACGACGACAUAUGAUGUUGUGCUUGCUACAAAGAUGCACUUUGCAGCUGAAGCGCUCAUGGGUAUUGACACUAUGUAUCAUGCGAUCCACGCAUUUGGUCUUGCAGAAUUGCUCAAGUCCGGCACAGUUUCUGAUGUCGACGAUGAGCACUUUUGGAACUUGAUUGACAAUACGUAUAUCGAUGAUGUCAAUGAAGCCAUGCUUGCAGGCCGCAAGUCAGUAUACGAUAAUGAUUUCUACCUUUCAGCAACAUAUCCGCCGCCUAUUGACUCUACUACAAUACUGCUAUCGGCUACUCAACGAGCAUCGAUAUCAACCAUGCAUGUCUUCAUCCAAUGUCCUCGCGCAGUCUACCUGAUACGACAUGCGAUCCUGAAUCCCGAUGAUGCAGGCGCACUUGCAGCGGCCGUGUCCCACAUGGAGUCUUUGAUUCAAGUCGACCUCUCACAGCACGUUUCCGAACUGAUGCAAGCAGCUGUAACAGUCGCCGCUAUCCCACCUUGUCCAGAGAUCGCCGAUAUAAUGCCCAACACGCUAGAGUUCGACUGUGUGCAAAGCAUGAUACUAUGCACGCGAUACUGGAUGUUGCAGAACGUUCUCUGCGGCCUCGCCGACUCGCUAUACCGACACUUCCCAGCCGAGGCAGCAUUGUCACUCAUUCCACCACCAGACAGACUUCGCAUCAUCGACGUCGACAGCGCAUUACACCUCGCAAAGUCCCUACGCUGGGCAAAUUCCAUAUCCCAGAACCUUCCUCUCGUCCCCCUCCGCCUACACACCCCGCUGCAAAUCUCCAUCGGCCCAUGGUACAGAAUCCUCCGCAACAUUUCCUUCCAACACCCACACUCCCCACAUAUUGAUCUCCUGUCCGAGACCGCCUUCGAACUUUCCCGCGCCGCACGAAUGAAAGCCUGGAUAAUCGCACAAUGCAAUCUCAUCCACACCCAAUGGGACGUCUCUAUCGUAGAAGAGUCUCCCCUCCUCGAAGCCCUUGACGCCAUGGCCGGCGAGCCCAUCCCAGACUGGCUCCCUAUACGCGUGCGCUUCGAAGCUGAGGAUGGCGAAAUGGUCAUGAAGCUCGACUACGAGAAUAAAACCGGGAGCUACUCUGAACGCUACGACGUCAGUGAGCCAUCGCCCAGGGAACGCAUGCCGCAUCCUGGUAUACCGGGGCAGGAGUGGCAGAGGCAGAACAUCGGCGUUCAGUCACUGCCUUUCCGAGAAGAUCGUGGUGGUGGUGGUCACGGCGCGGGCUUUGAUAAGCGUGGCAAGAAUGCUUGUCUAGCACCGAGUUGGAGUCCCAGGGCGGUGGAUGUCUUGCAUAGUACUGGUAGGAAUCUCUGCUCCACGUCUGGGUGGUGGCCGGACAAUGAGAGGACGGGUACAGUGUUGUUGGAUAGUACGCAUAAGGUCUCGGUCUUCUCGAGGGUAGAGGAUACUGGUGCUGGGGGUGGUGUUGUAUUCGGCAAUGGAGGACAGAGGCAUGGGUAG